Molecule: messenger RNA, 2145 nt
Organism: Lodderomyces theae
Lineage: Eukaryota; Fungi; Ascomycota; Pichiomycetes; Serinales; Debaryomycetaceae
Gene: UBP1
Product: ubiquitin-specific protease
Exons: 1
Coding region: 1-2145 (714 amino acids)
Biological process (GO): protein deubiquitination
Cellular component (GO): cytosol; nucleus
Molecular function (GO): cysteine-type deubiquitinase activity; cysteine-type endopeptidase activity
Source: RefSeq, a predicted model, not a curated record
AUGUUUACCCGAUUGGUAUUACUUUUAUUGCUAAAUUUAGUCAUCAUAUACGAGUUUGUCAAGUUGUCGCUAUUCAAAUCAAGCAAGUUUUUAGCCACGGCUUCCACAUCGCUUUUAAUUUUACUUUCAUUAUACUAUUUAUCAACUUCAGUCAACUUGGAAUCGGAUAAGAGUUGGGAUAAAUACGUUCCUUUCAACAUCCCACAACUAUUUCACAAAGCUAUGAAUUCAUCAUCACGAUUUGGACGAUCAGGAAUUAAUCGAUUCAAUAGGAAAAAGACUAAGGAACAGAAAUUUGCCAUUGUAAAUGGUGGAGAAGUUGGUGGGAUCAGUAAUGAUGGAAACACCUGUUUUAUGAAUUCGGUGAUACAGUCCUUGGCGUCAUCAAGACAAUUUAUGAAAUUUAUUGACUCGUAUCUCUAUUCAGAAAUUGAAAUAGAUACAAAGAGCAAUGGUGAGAAGAUUAUGAUGAAGUCGAAUCAACCAAAACUGGAAUUACCAUUUACCACUGCAUUGAAGAAGCUUUUGGAUAAUGUCAAUGGGAAAUAUGGGUCUAGAGGAAAGGAGUUUAGUACCAGGCCACUUUUGAAUAAGAUGCCCAAUGGUCCAAGGCAAAACUUCUUUAGUGGGUACAACCAAGAAGAUGCACAAGAGUUUUACCAAUUAAUAAUGAACCUAUUGGAGAAAGAAUUUAAAAAGAUCAGUCAGAGUCGAUUGCCUACACCAGAGCCAGAAGGUGAAGGAGAAACCAAGUUUCAAGAUGCUCGCAAUUUGAAGGAAAUUGUUUCGGGUUGUAACAGGUUAGGAAAAUUGGGUGUUGUUUACGUUCCCGCUGCACAAGUCGAUCCUAAUUUAGACGAUGCUGAGCAUAAGGUGAUGCCCUUGGAGUUGAUCACUCCUGUUGAUGGGGUCUCUUGCGAACGAAUUGGCUGUCUAACCUGUGGCGAGGUUGGUGGAAUACGGUACGCUGUCACCAGUGGGUUGAGUUUGAACUUGCCCCAAAACCAAUCGUAUUACUCCAGUUUCAACUUGUUGCAGCUAUUGAAUGAAUGGAUCACUCCUGAGAUAAUCGAUGAUGUGAAUUGUAAUCGAUGUGGGUUAUUGCAAACGCAAAAGUUUCUUUUAGCUACUGUUGAAGAGCUUGAAAGCAAGGAUGGAAAUACAAAGCUAAUUGAUCAAAUUAAAACAAGAUUGUCUGCUAUUGAGUCAGAGCUAGCUAAACCCCAAGUGAGUGAUGAAGCUUUUGAGAAAUUAACUGUGAAGAAGCAGAUCAAAAAGAGUAAGAAAUCGAAGCAAAUCUUUUUGGAUAGACCGCCUCCUUUGCUCAGUAUACAUAUCAAUCGAUCCCAGUUUGAUCCUAAAACAUAUAUGGUGGUGAAGAACCCAAACAACGUCACAUUUCCAGCGGUAUUGGACCUAUCACCAUAUAUUGUCGAACCAAAUCAAAUCAAUAUGGAUGCCAGGCUUCCAUUUAGGAAACAAGAUGAGGAGUUGAGAGGCUCUAAUGGCUCUCUUGAGGAUGGGCAGACUGCUUCUUCAAACCAGUCAAAUAAUGGUCUCAUGUCACCUAACGGAACGGCCAUCUCUUCAGCAGUGUCUGAUCCGAAAUUGUUGUACAACUUGAAAGCUGUGAUUGUCCACUUUGGUACGCACAACUACGGCCAUUACAUUUGCUACAGAAAGUUGAGAGGAACUUGGUGGAGGAUUAGUGAUGAGUCGAUCUAUGUGGUUACCGAGGAGGAAGUUUUGGGUGGACAAGGUACGUUCAUGUUGUUUUAUGAAUACAACGAUGGGUUUGUGGAGGUGUUGCAGGAUGUCUCUGAUGAUGAAGAGGAGAGAUCUAGUCCUGAGGCGAAGGAAAGUGAAGGUGAGAGUGAUGGUGAUGACAAAGAGGACGAAGAGGAGACGGAACAAACAAAAACGGAGUCAGUGCCCAACUCAGCGGCUGAUGAAACUUUGACUACGUCAACAACGUCGUUAUCUGAUGUGUCAAUGAAAAGUGAGAAGCAGAAACAAAUAGAUGAGUCUGAGGAAGAAGAGGAGGAGGAGGAGGAGCAGGAAGAGGAGCAGGAGCAGGAGCUAGUGGAACAGGGGGCUCAACCCCACCAAGAUUUUGACGUGGCUGAAGCGCAGGUCCAUUUAUAG